AAAUUCCCCGGCCCGACACCCAUCACCCGACUUUUCAUCGUACCAUCAUCACCUUCCCCCCAAACACCCGGUUUCACACAUCUCCACUCACCACCUCGUUCACCACCCCCUACGAAACGAAACCACCGCAAUCAUGUCCGACGACGAGAGAGAGACCAAGCCCUUCAAGUUCGUGACUGCAGGUUUCGACGCCCGGUUCCCCAACCAGAACCAGACCAAGCACUGCUGGCAAAACUACGUCGACUACCACAAGUGCGUCAACGCCAAGGGCGAGGACUUCAUGCCUUGCAAGCAGUUCUACUACGCCUACCGCUCGCUGUGCCCCAACGCCUGGUUGGACAAGUGGGAUACCCAGCGCGAGAACGGAAACUUCCCGGCCAGACUGGACGCUUAGUCGGAGGCACCUGGAAGCUGAGCCGGGAGGAUGGUUCGGUUCAGAACACUAGCAUGUAUAUUUUGCCCUUGAAAUCAACAUACACGGCGGCGGCAAAGCGGGUAUAGAUGUGUUUUUGAACGGUGGUGUGAGGCAGACAGACAGAGCGACAG
Tricharina praecox is the source of this 546-nucleotide messenger RNA. Its product is annotated as cytochrome c oxidase, subunit VIb. Gene Ontology annotation, cellular component: mitochondrion; respiratory chain complex IV. The coding region runs from base 134 to 394 and encodes 86 amino acids. The record is from RefSeq and is a predicted model, not a curated record. Lineage: Eukaryota; Fungi; Ascomycota; Pezizomycetes; Pezizales; Pyronemataceae. The transcript has 3 exons.